AUGCGUGCCAAACCGAUAGCAGUGACUAUUAACAACUACCCAUCUAACUCCAGCAAUGAAGUCAUAGAACUUGAAAACCACCCAACCACGGUUCAUUAUGGUAAACUCGGACAUGCAAAGGUCUCGCCUGAACCCUACCAAAAUAAUUAUGUUGACGAUGUUGACACAAAGUUGAAACGACGAAGUCAAAAAUGCCUGAAUGUUUUUCUGACUGUAUCCUGCAUUCUUUCCUUGGCGGCAUUGGGUCUCGUAUGUGCUUUGUUAUUUGGAUUUAUUGAGCCAAGAGACUCCCGAAAAUUGAAUGGCUGCUUGUGUAGAACUGUGGGAUUGACAGGUAAUUUGAACUAUUUAUCACAAAGUAAUCGUUGGGUAGUUAAGUGUUGUGUAUUCCUGGUGCUAUCCAUAAUGGCCGUAACCAAAUCUACUGACCUAAUUGACGCUAAAUGAUUCUACGGGAGAAGAUACCUUUACAUAUAGUUAGCCACCAAAAACAAGGUCCGUAUUUUAUUAAGGUAGUAGUAUAUAUUAGCCAUCCCGUAUACAUACAAUCAUUGAAAUGCAUCAAACCCUUGGGUGAACCAGACUUUAUUUUAAAACACUGAGCAAUAACAAUGGUACUACACUUUGUAUUAGACCAAUUUUAAUAAUAUUAGUGCCAACUUAAGAAAUGCGGCUAUGAAAACUAAAAACAUAUCUAUCACUAACCCUUUCACACUAAAAACCACAUCAAAGUUCAAUACGUCCCCUGAUCAUAAUUGGGAUGAAGCGACAGUUUAUCGCUUUCAGGACGAUAUCAAAAAUGAAUGCCCUCGUUCACUGGCACUGCGCUCACUCGUGACAUUUAUGAUAUCACCCCCUCAUAUGAUAACCUAAUAGGCUAUACAAAACUGAGGCCAUUGCCAUAUUACAGUUGUUUCUGCUUAAAAUCGGAAAUACUGCAAGACAUACAGAAGGAAGCACUAUGCCUAUGGCCCUUUCGUGACACAACGUGACACAGAAACGUCAGCGCGGAAAACCUUUGGGUUGAUCAUAGAGAAGCCUAUCGAAAGAAAGAUGACCAGUGAAACUCAUAUAGAACAACAAUAUAACUCAUUAUCUACGUCAGUCAACGUUUAUUCAUAAAUCUGGUCCAAGUUCUCCGUCACGUGCGUAUUUUGUUUUUGCCCAAUUAACCAAUAGCAACUAGUAGAUGUUUUAGGAAAGUUACCUAUCUGUAACUCGAACCGAUAGGGUAAUUUGGAAAAUUGGUGGAUUUCGCAAAGUAUAAUACACACGUGAGGGUAAAGGGUGAUUUAUGAAUAAACGUUGACUAACAUAAUAACGAGUUAUAUUGUUAUUCUAAUGAGUUUCACAGCCAUCUUCCUUUCAAUCAACCUCGUGCCCAGUGUCUCCUCUUCGCCGUAGCAGAUGUUCGGGGGCCUGGCGGAGGCGAGACACUGUGAAACAGGUUGCUUUUCGAUAGGCUAUGUGGUACCAUACACUGAACAGUUAUAGUUACUAAGUUUUCCGAAUAGUCAGUUUCGAUAACUUAAUGUUUGCUUCCGUAUUACAGGUCGCACUAAUUCCAUUGCUUUAACAAAAAAUGGCAAAUAUUCUGAUCUCAAUGACGAGGUUAAAGAGUUGAAAAACAACUCAAAAAAUGUUAAUGAAACACUGGUGAGUUGUUUAGGUACACAAUAAAACAACAUUAACAAACAAACUUAUUAACAAUUAAUAUAUAAACAAACAAAUAAAUAAUAUCGCUAUGUCUAUGACGAGUUAUACAGUAUAUAUGCCUUGUAUAGUUUACCGGCGUACCAAUAAAAUUUGUAAAAAAUGUGCAUAUUCCUGCACUAAGCAUAUCAUUCAAAGUUUCUCCCAUUUUAUAUAUUAAAUAGGUGUCCAUGCAAGCUGCUUUUGACCAUCAAGCAAAAGACAUAAAUAAAUUAACAGGACAGGUACUCACAUUCAUGCAAUGCAGCAUAUAUGCACUUGUAAAUAUGUUGUUGUUGUUGACGUUGUUGACGUUUUUGCUGCCGUCAGUUUUGAUGUUGCUAUUUUCGUUUGUUGUUGUCGUCGUUUGUGAAUUGAUGUUGUUGUGUUGUUUGUUGUUGUCGUUAUUGUUGGUUGCUUGUUGUCAUUUGUUUGUUGUUUCCCAGUUGUUGUAGCGGUUCCUCCUGAGGAGAGUACUAUGCUAUUUAUUAUUUUUGUUUGCAUGCUGGACAUACAUUCAGUAAUUUUUAGGAAAAAAAUACUUUGUUUUUGUUAUUUAGAUAAACUCAAUUCAAAACUUCCAAACUGGAGAAAAGCUAACAAAUUUUUCACAUGAAAUCAAUGAACGUUUAACAAAUAUUGAGAAGGUACACUUGUACUCAAGCUGGUCAGUUGACAAUAGUCAAUAUAUAUAAUUUAAUGAACCCUAGUCGAAUGAAAUAUAUCGUUGAUGAAAGUAUAUUAAUGAUAUUUUCUCCACUUUUUUAACAGUAAACAAUAUUUUAUUCCCUCUGUAGCACAAAAAUAAGACAGAAAAACAUAUCUUUGAUGUUAUGGGGAAAACAAAUUCAAAGGUAACUUCUCGAUUGGUACGUUAUAAAGUGCAUGCAGUGACUGCAUGAGUGACACUUUCAAAAACAUACAGUCAUUUAUCUUUAUCAUCUGCACACUAGAUUGACGAGUGGGAAAAGGAAAUACGACAAAACAUGACCCAAAAAAUGCUACAAAGAGCAGCUGACGUCGACUUCACUUUGAAAAAGGUAAUUCUGUUGAAAUCAUUACUAUAGUAAUAUAAUGUAUCAAAUAAUUAAUGCAUGGGUGAAAGGAAAAAAUAUACUAUAGAAAGAACACACUACACAGUCACAGAUCGAUAAAGCAGAAUAUGUCUGAAAUAAUUGAAAUAAUAUGGAUCUACUCCAAGCUACUUUUUAUAAAAAAAGAUUUGAGGCAUUAUGUAAGAUGCGUCACCGUCAUCUGCAGGAACGUUUGGCGCAUAGAGGUCUACGAUUACGAAGAACAGUUCAGAAUUGAUUGAGCUAUUGAUAUCAAUAAAAGUAGUUUAGCGUUUAGUGUUUCAGUAUGAUACCAUGGAUAGUUGAAAAAGACUAGUGUUUUUAUGACACUAUAGACUAGUGUUUUUAUGCUGACCAACGCAAUAUUAACAAAUGUAUUAUAUUGCUUAAUAAAAUUUAUUUCACUUAAAUAAUUCCUGCUCUGAAAUAAUUCUAGUUUGCCAACUUUAAAGAGGGCCUAAUGACAAAUGUGACAAGUUCACUGCAAAAGAUUGACAUAUUCUCCUUCGUUAUUGAAAAGGUAGAUACAAAUUACGCUAUUAAAUUAAAGUCAGCAAAUCACUGUUUACUUUUAUAAUUCAUUCGAUGUUUAGCUAUAAAUGAAAUAAAAUUUAAACCACGUAAAACGUAAAAGAAUGACAAAACGUAAAAGAAUGACGUAACGUAAAAGAAUGACGUCAUAGGCAAGAUGUGUUUUUUUGUAAAGAACUAAAAAUAAUAACAAAUUGUAGUAUAUUUGUAUAUCACAUUAAAAAAGCAAAACCCAUUUUCAGUAAUUAAUUAAAUAUUAAAUUUCUAAUAUAUAUAUAACCCAAUUGAUACUCCAUAAUACGCACUCUUCUUCAGUUCAUUAACGAAACCAACAAAAAAAUGUCAGAGACAAGAAACUUUACAACAUCAAUGGUAAGCAAGAUUUCUGAUACUGUUUGCAGGCAGUACUUUCAAGGAAACGUUUUAAACUUAUGUAAAUGUAUUAACUCAGUUGCAGAGGAAUGCACAGCAAGUUGAAAAAAUGAAUUCUUCUAUCUGGGAAAAGGUAAAGACUAGCCUAAACUAGCCACUACUAUAUACUCGAUACUAACUUUCGCUCGAAACGUCGUAUUUAUCACUGGAAAAAAAAUUGAAAUCCAUACUACGAAAUUUGCAAUUGCAUCCUAUUUCCAUACUAUAUCCAUAUUAUGGAAAGGUACAAUUAUUAUGGAUAACCAAAAUCUAUUCUAUUUCCAAUAAAGGUCCAUACAAUUUCCAUUCUAUGACCUUCUAUGGAUUUUCAAAUUUUUUUCCAGUGUCUCCUUAUAUUUUUUAGGUAGUUGCAUCCCUAUCCAACCGAAGCCUGUUUUCUGUUAUUAUUGACACUACCUACACUGGCAUACCCUGGACUGCUCGUGUGACCACAGCCUCCUCGUCGUAACACUGGCACAGACCAUUCAGUAUUGACUUCAACCUACAGUCCUAGUUUCGAUAACAUGCGCUAUUAUUAAUGGAUAAACAACAUAUUUAACAUGAUAGAUGACAUAUUUCUUUAUUUUGCUCACAUGCUAACACUGGACUGGAUCAAAAUUAGUUCACCUCACUUUAGAGUUUAGGUAGUGAUUUAUGACGGAUAUCAAAUCCAACAAUUUGGAUAUAUCGCAAGAAACUGUCAUAAUUGCGGAUAUCCAUGCAGUAAAGUGCAGGACUGGAUAUCCAUUGCAGUAUACAUUGCAGUAAAGUCCUUAUAGUCCUUAUACUCAGGAUACUGAUCCGUUGUAGCAAAGUCCUUAUAGUCGUGUAUAUUUAAUUUAUUGCCACAAAUCGCAUCACUGGAUUGUUUGAAGUUUGAUCAGUCUAAAAAUUGCAGACAAACAGUAAUUGAAAUCUUCUUUGCAGCUUAGUACAAUGAGGGGCCCACGAGGAUAUAAUGGAAGCCAAGGGAUAGCAGGACCAUCAGGUCCACAAGGAGCCCAAGGCAGACAAGGACUACGAGGACUGACCAUCGAGGGAUGUCAAAAUCACACGGAAACACAGUUGGUUAAGUUCGGGAAGGGGACAUGGGAUUUUGCAAUUACAUUGAAAAGCACGGUAAGGAAGUAG
Messenger RNA from Paramuricea clavata, 4838 nucleotides. NCBI's taxonomy places the organism in Eukaryota, Metazoa, Cnidaria, Anthozoa, Malacalcyonacea, Plexauridae. The record is from the annotation of a GenBank genome assembly.